AGCACAGCAUUGCCCAGGCAUGUUUCGUGGCCUCGCACGUCUGUUCAGGAUAGGUCAAUGGCGGCACUAUGUCGGCACCGAUCUUCAAGGAAACUGCUACUUUGAGAUCCCCUACGGCCUCGAGUACCGCAAGUCGAGGCGGACCGUCAAAUAUGCCGUCGACAAGGAGUGGUCAGACUAUCAGCCGAAUGACAUGCCGCCCCAGUGGUCUGCCUGGCUCCGGCGCACAAGGACAGAUGCGCCGACCAUGCAGGAAUUGCAAGGCGAAGCGCAAAGGGUUGCGCGUCUGCAGCAGAAUGUCGCGAGGCUACGCAUUGCAUAUGCAGACGAGAAGCGUCGCAUCGCAGAGGACAACACCCGCUUGCUCUCACAAGAUCAGCGGCUGCCAGCUCCGACAUCACAAGAUACUCUGAACAGGGCAAAGCAGCCAGAAGUCGCACAGGCGGCAUCCGCGCAGAUCGACGCUCUGCCGGCUCAGCCGGACUUCAUUCCACAAGGCCGUGACGGUCGUACGGGCUACCCGGGUCAGCUGCUUCCGCGAGAACCGACAGAGAGCGAGCUCGAAUUCGAACGCAAGCGUGAAGCUAUGGCAAGGUCACCUCUCGUUGGUCUCAAGCCGGGCACAGAAGCAGACCCGGGCUGGAAAGUCCACGAUUGGACACCGGCAUCUCGCCGACGAUGA
Molecule: messenger RNA, 682 nt
Organism: Mixia osmundae IAM 14324
Lineage: Eukaryota; Fungi; Basidiomycota; Mixiomycetes; Mixiales; Mixiaceae
Exons: 5
Coding region: 20-682 (220 amino acids)
Biological process (GO): mitochondrial respiratory chain complex I assembly
Cellular component (GO): membrane
Source: RefSeq, a predicted model, not a curated record